UCUGCAGAAGCUGCGAGCAGGUACAAAAAAUUCCAGGUUGUAACAUGUUAUUACAUCAACACUUAUUUCAGAAAUGUUAUAAACUUUCAGUUCGAAAUUUUCAGAACAAUGACUUAUGUGGAGUUUGGCGAUCUUGUAGAUACUGUGAUGCCAAAUGUUUGUCGCAUUUAAAUGGAUUAAUACCAUAAUAAAAACGGAAAUCGUGAUGAGUUAAGCGUUUUUCCGAGAUAUUAUUAUAUGAUUAGCGGGCAAUGCCUCCAAAAGGCAAAAAAGGGAAGAAAGAGCGCGGGAUCGCCCUUGAUCCACUUCCGGGACCAGAGCUUUUACGCCCUGUGUUCAGAUAUUCGGAAGACGAUGUCAUACAGUUUGGCCAGAAUGUCGGCAAUUUUCGACCCCCGCAAGCCGAGGACGAGCCACCAGACGAGAAAUCAUCGUUGGGGGAUAUUCCUGCGGAGCUUAUUUUUGAUCUGGAAGAACAGCCUAGUGUAGAUGCGCUCAACGCAUUUACUCUAGCCGAGGAAAACAGUGACGACGUUGAAUCACUGAGUAGUGCCACAGAAAACCUCGACGAAGCAGUAGCUUCAGAUCUUAGUAUUGAUUCUGCUCAAACCGAAUCCGAAUCUACUAGCAGUGAUUCAGAUAAUGAGCUUUUGGGAGCCUCAACACGUAGGCUACUGUCUGAGAAACCGGAAAAUGACCACACAGUUUCCCGGUUUGGUGGCAUGCAUUUCAAACCCGCAUCUGAGAUAACCCAGUCAAAAGAGGAUUGGAUAACCAAAACUUUCGUUGACAUCUUAAAUGAUGAUACUACCAAGACAAGCCUAUCGCAACUCACGGUUGACGAUUUACUAGAAACAAACUUAGAUUUCGAAAAUCUUGGCCCUGAUGUAAUGGCGAAAUUAAAGAAAAUGGCAGAGAGGAGUUCGAGCCCUGGGUCUGUUGGGCAAAGGUCAAACGAUUUCGAAACCGCGUCAUCUUCUGCCGCCUCGUCGGUUGGUAACCUUUACCAAGACAAGGUUCAACUGCCACCUGCUCCACCAUUAGAAGAGGAAAUAAACAAAGAUAAGAAAAGUAAGCCAAAACCAGAGAAAGACGCAAAUAAAACUGAUGAACCCCUUGCACUUCCACAGAAGACAAAGCCAAAGGCGUACCACAGAAAAUACCCAGCGGAGCGUUACAGAGAGGAUUUGCGUACCACGCCUCUUCAAAAUCCAUAUUUUACUCAAAAUGAGCUUUUUAUGACUAACAGCCAGCAAGACAAAUGGCUUGUAGAAAGCGCCGAGGACUUGGCAUUUAUGGAAUAUCGCCGCGAGCAGGUACUGGGCAAACAGCCGGUUCCAGUAGGAGUUGCCGAUUAUGCAAUGGAGUUAAUAGCGGAAACCCAAGCAAUAAAAGCUUUGAACUCAAUUAACGUUAACAGCGCUCAAAGCCCAGGAAGGCCCCCUUUGUCCGCCGGCUACGUCAAUGGACAGCCCCAUCAGGUGGACCAGCCGAAAAACCCUCUUGUACCCACAAAGGUUAAUCAAAUCGAAGAUCCAAAUGACGAAGAUACAUCCUCCAACGAAGAGGAACCGAGCCGCAAUACUACGGCCGAUAAUCUGAAAAAGCAGGCGGUCCAAGCGUUUGAAAAAUCAGUUAAAACAUCUAUCGCAAUGGGACUACGAAAAGAAACUGUCUUUAAAGAUCCUUACAAGGUGAAGUUACCCGUCCACGAGGAUGACCUCUAUAACUAUUAUGAGUCGGGCCGUAGUUCAAGUGAAUGGGAAUCCGCUGAUGAGGAAUUCUCAAAAACUUACAACAAGGGAAAGGAAAAUGGUUUUACUAAGGAGAAACCUGCGAAGCUGAAAAAAAGUAAGUCUUCACCAAUCGAUGAUCUGUAUGCUCUGGCACACGACCUGCAUAUGCCGCCUAGCGAACUUCGCCGGGAGCUUAAACUACAGUGGUCGGAGUUGUAUUUGGAAGAAAACUCCAGCAAUCAAGGAUGGAAAUCCAUGGAAGCUGUGCUCGAAUACGAAAAGACUCCGGCGUAUUAUCAAGUCCAGAUUCAUAAUCUUGAACAUCAGAUCGAGCUAAAACGUAAACAGUGGAUUGAGCUGGAACUUGAUCACCAUGAACUGAGCACAAAAUCCAGAUUUGAGUUAUCUGAUCUAGACCAGUUCAUCAACUUCCUGCUUGAUCAGAACGAUUACGAAAUCACUAGAGCAGCAAUACUGAAAAAUAAAUUUCAGCAACUAAAAGGGCAACUGGAUGAGAUUGUAGUACAUAAUACAGUGACAAUCAACUGGUUGGAAGGCGAGAGAGAAAAGCUGAAGAAACUUUGUCAGGAGCGAAAGGUUGACUUGCAGUACAAAAUUUAUACUCUCCGCGAAAAUGUGGAUAAACAGCGCCGGAUGGAGGCAGAAAUUGCUCUUCUCAAAAGACAAGCCAUCCGAGAAAAAAAUUUAUAUACGAGUCGAUUAUCCAAACUGAUUUUGAACACCGCAAAACUGCGCAACAAGCUGUUCCGCAAUUAUGAACGAAAACUUGCCCAAGUUUUUCUGGAGUACCAACGAGCGCUCAUGUUAAGCAUGAACGAUAAUCUGCAGGAAGCUUGUUGUGAGCACGUCACCUCCUGCCAGAAAGCUAGAGAAUUCUCCAAGAAAGCCAUUCGGUCUAUUAAAGCGUUUCAGCACACCAACGAUCAGGCAAACCGACUCCAGCACGAAACGGCUUUGCAGACCCAGUUGCUGACUGUUUCCCUCCAGGAAGGCAAUAUCAGGGACAAAGAAUGGGCUUACACGGCUAAGUUAGCCCACAAGAAGGACUGUGUUUUGGAGCUCUUGGAUACGACAAUUUCAACGGACGAACACUCGCUAUUAAAGCAUCAGAAGCUGGUUAAACUAAGGAAAAAGAAUGCAAUCUUCGACAAUCUCCGGUCAGCUUUGCGAAAGGAGAUAGAAAAAAUUCAGCAAAACAUGGAAACUGAAACAACAAGCGGCCAGCAAUUAAAUGGUCAGCUGGAUAAACUGCGAAGGACUUUAGAGAGAUAUCAAAACUACCAACAAGAAAAUAGUACUGGUUUACAUAGGAGGGACUUGAUCGAACCUUUUGAAGACGGGUUUGUCAAAUUUUUGCAUUAUGCACAAACAAUAAAAGAACUGGCGACACCAGCACUGGGAUGGAGACCAAGUUCAGUUGUAACCAAUUUCGGGGCAGAGCCGUUAAAAAGCCCCAGAAGUAUAAUAAAGCGCAGCAGGAAGCAACCAUAACGAUCUCCAUGGUCAGUGCAAGUGUGCGAGGAUGUUUAUUCGUGAUGAUUGUACCAGUCGCGCUUCAUUAGUAGCAUUUUGUUGCAACUCACUGUAAUUAUCUCCUUCACAAAUUAGCAAGCAGUUUCAUGCAUAUGAAAGGCCA
Messenger RNA from Paramacrobiotus metropolitanus, 3393 nucleotides. RefSeq lists its product as uncharacterized. The coding region runs from base 252 to 3248 and encodes 998 amino acids. The record is from RefSeq and is a predicted model, not a curated record. The transcript is spliced from 2 exons. NCBI's taxonomy places the organism in Eukaryota, Metazoa, Tardigrada, Eutardigrada, Parachela, Macrobiotidae.